This is a messenger RNA of Mycena indigotica, 510 nucleotides long. Its product is annotated as dUTPase domain-containing protein. The transcript has 5 exons. The record is from RefSeq and is a predicted model, not a curated record. NCBI's taxonomy places the organism in Eukaryota, Fungi, Basidiomycota, Agaricomycetes, Agaricales, Mycenaceae. Gene Ontology annotation, molecular function: dUTP diphosphatase activity; magnesium ion binding. Bases 10 to 510 code for a protein of 166 amino acids. Gene Ontology annotation, biological process: dUMP biosynthetic process; dUTP catabolic process.
CUUGCUUUCAUGUCAGAUAUUCAACAAAAGAAACGCAAGAUGGACGACGACGUCGACAUACCUCUUGCACCCACGUCUAACCUCCUUAUCAAGAGGCUUUCAGACAAGGCAAAGUUGCCCACAAGAGGUUCCCCAUUGUCAGCGGGCUAUGAUCUGUACAGUGCCGAGAAAAAAACUAUUCCCGCUCGCGGAAAGGCUCUUGUAGACACCCAAAUCUCAAUUGCAGUUCCGGCAGGAACAUAUGGACGCGUCGCGCCGCGGAGUGGCCUGGCAUCAAAGUUCAUGAUAGACACUGGUGCAGGCGUUAUUGAUGCCGACUAUCGUGGUGUUGUCUUUGUUCUUCUGUUCAACCUCUCCGACAAGGACUUCGAAGUGGAGGAAGGAGAUCGCAUUGCGCAACUUAUCAUCGAGCGCAUCUAUACGCCGGAGAUUCUUGAAGUCCAGGAUCUGGAUGAAACUCUGCGCGGGGCAGGCGGCUUUGGUUCAACUGGCGGCCAUGGCUCACUCUAA